AUGGCUCUUAGUCGUAUCUUCUUCACAAGCUCUUUGCUUCUCUUCUCGUUGCUUAUCCUUGCUUCUGCAGGUGAUUAUGGUUAUAGCACCAACCCGGAGGGUGACAAACCAAAGUCUCAGGGUUACAAUUCCAAGCCAGAAAGCAAUGGUUAUGACUCUAAACCAUAUGUGGAGAAGUCAAAGCCUCAGGAUAAUGAAGCUAAUGGUUAUAGCCCCAAACCAUAUGUUGAGAAGUCAAAGCCCGAGGAAAAGUUUUACAAUUCCAAGCCAGAAGGCAAUGGUUAUGGCUCCAAGCCAUACGGUGAAAAACCAAAGCCUGAGGGCAGUGGCUAUGGUUCCAAGUCACGUGAUAAUGGUUAUGGCUCCAAACUAUACGUUGAGAAUACAAAGCCUGAGGAAAAGGAUUAUGGUUCUAAGCCAAAAGAUAAUGGCUAUGGCUCCAAGUUAUACAUUAAAAAGUCAAAGCUUGAAGGUAGUGAUUAUGGUUCCAAGCCAAAAGGUGAUGGUUAUGGUGUCAAACCAUAUGUUGAAAGACUAAGGGUAAUGGUUAUGGUGCCAAAUCAUAUGUCGAAAAGUCAAAGCCUAAUGGUAACUAAUAGUUAUAGUUCCAAGCCAGAGGGUAAUGGUUAUGGCUUUAAACCAUACGUUGAAAAGAAGUCUGAGUAUAAGAGUUAUAAUUCUAAGCCAGAAGAAAAUGGUUAUGGCUCUAAACCAUACGUUGAGAAGUCAAAGCCUGAAGAUAAGAGUUACGGUUCAAACUUCAAAGUCAGAAGUUGGUACUUGACUCUACUGAAUGUUGGAGCUACGAGAGAUGAUUUAGUUCUUUUGAUUAUUGCUGAUUAA
Molecule: messenger RNA, 843 nt
Organism: Pistacia vera
Lineage: Eukaryota; Viridiplantae; Streptophyta; Magnoliopsida; Sapindales; Anacardiaceae
Product: RNA-binding protein FUS-like
Exons: 3
Coding region: 1-843 (280 amino acids)
Source: RefSeq, a predicted model, not a curated record